AUGGUGGCAAAGAGUAAUCGUGAGAUUCUUACCGGUGGUAAAUCUUACAAGCAGAAAGCUGCUAAGAAAUUCGGUGCUGAUGAGGUAAAGUUCGAUAAGGACUCACGGUUGGAAUACUUAACUGGGUUCCAUAAGAGAAAGCUUGAUAGACAAAAGAAAGCCAAGGAGUUCAUCCAAGAGCAAGAGAGAAAAGCUAGGCUCGAGGAAAGGGCCAAGAUCAGAGCAGAUAAAAAAAAGGCUCUUGAGAAACAGCUUGAAGAUUUUAAACAGGCGAUGAAAGAUGUCGGUGAUUAUGUCGGUGUAGAGGACGACGACGAAGAAGCCGAAAAUGGGAAACAGGGAAGCGAUGAAGAGGCUGAAGAAUGGACGGGAUUUUCCGAUGAUAACGGAGAUGCAACUGAAGAAGAAGAAGAGGAUUCUGACUCUGUUAGUGUGAAACCGAUCUUAAAGAAAUAUGUACAGACUUACUUAGAUGAUACUACGGUAGACAUCGAACCCUUAGAGCCCAAUGACAAUUUUGAGUACCUUGCGGAAUUAAAUAAUGUGAAGUUAGAGAAAUCGGAACAAAUUUUAGAUCAAAGCAUCGAACGUGCGAAGAAAUAUGCAAAGUUUUUGGGAGUUGAAGAAAAAUCUGGUAAUAAGAGUAAAAAGAAUAAGAAGUUCAGAUACUUGACCAAGAACGAGAGAAGACAAAAUCAAAGAAAGGCCAACAAUAAUAAACGUAGGAAGUAA
Kluyveromyces lactis is the source of this 732-nucleotide messenger RNA. It is a transcript of the gene RRP17, whose product is annotated as rRNA-processing protein RRP17. The record is from RefSeq and is a predicted model, not a curated record. The coding region runs from base 1 to 732 and encodes 243 amino acids. Gene Ontology annotation, molecular function: RNA binding. The transcript has a single exon. Gene Ontology annotation, cellular component: nucleolus. NCBI's taxonomy places the organism in Eukaryota, Fungi, Ascomycota, Saccharomycetes, Saccharomycetales, Saccharomycetaceae.